Molecule: messenger RNA, 2472 nt
Organism: Carassius auratus (goldfish)
Lineage: Eukaryota; Metazoa; Chordata; Actinopteri; Cypriniformes; Cyprinidae
Product: RNA-binding protein 4.1-like
Exons: 4
Coding region: 101-1255 (384 amino acids)
Molecular function (GO): RNA binding; zinc ion binding
Source: RefSeq, a predicted model, not a curated record
GGAAGUGCUGUCGGUGACGGCGCGCGACUCCAUUUUAGGCUUCAUUCAUCUUCGCAGCCAGUGAGAUUACGCGCUCGCUACGGAAAAAACGACAAUAAAGAUGGUUAAGAUCUUUGUUGGCAACCUAUCCUCAGGCACGACCGCGGAAGAUCUGCGCUCUCUUUUUUCUGAAUACGGCAAAGUAAAAGAGUGUGACGUCCUGAAAAAUUAUGGCUUUGUGCACAUGGAAGGUAAGCAGGAGGCCGAAGAGGCCAUCCGCAAACUCCACCAUCACGAGCUCAACGGGCAAGCCAUAAAUGUGGAGAUGAGCAAAGGGAAGCCCAGGGGCUCCACCAAACUGCAUGUGAGCAACAUAAGCAGUGGCUGCACCAAUCAGGAGCUCCGGGCCAAGUUUGAGGAGUAUGGACCUGUGGUUGAGUGUGACAUAGUAAAGGACUAUGCCUUCGUUCACAUGGAGCGAAUGGAGGAUGCCAUGGAGGCCAUCAGUGGGCUGGAAAACACGAACUUCCAAGGCAAGCUGAUCAAAGUACAACUGUCCACAAGUCGCCUCCGUACAGCGCCCGGCAUGGGAGACCAAACUGGCUGUUACAUCUGCGGAGAACCGGGCCAUUGGUCCAAAGAUUGCGGACGUGGCCAAAAUGGUAGCUAUGGUGGAGGCAUGGGGGGAUUCCCCGGCGGUAGAGGCCCCCCAAGGAGCGCCCCGAGUUACGGCAUGGGCGGCCCUGGAGGUCUUCCUAGUAGAGGUUACCCAGCAGGGCCGCUUCCCCCUCCCCCGCCCAUGAGCCGGCGUCCCAGCUACGGCGAGUACGGCGCGGAUGCUCGAGAACGGUACCUAAGCAGGCCGCCGAGCGCCUAUCCCGAGAGGUCGUCCAUCUAUGAGCGAGAACGCUACGGAAGCAUUGACUAUUACGAGAAGUAUCGGGCUCGUCCGGCUGGCUCUAACUUCUUUGACAAUAGCAGGCCUCUCUCUAUUCCCCCUCCUCCUCCCCCACCUCCCUCUUCUUCUUCUUUCUCAAGGAUGCGGUUGGCUCCUCCCAGCCUCGAUCCCUAUGAGCGACGCCCUCUGGCGCCUCCACCUCCCACGGCAUCGGCGUACUUCUCGCGGGACCGUAGCCCAAUCAGACGUGUGGGCGCCGGUUCGGAAGGAUACUCGUACGAGCGCUCGCGACUUUCCCCGAUCUCAAGGAGCUCAUCGACUUACACCGUGCCGCGGGCCAGAGAGAGCUACACCGAGCGGGUUCGAUACGCAUACUAAGCCCACACACAUGCUAAGGUGUUGUCAAGUGAAGAGACUUCCCUCCAUCUAUAUGACUUUGCCUCAAUCAGAUGCUCCAUCGAUUUCAAAGAUGAAGGAUUGGAUGGGCACAUUGAUCACAAUGCUUAUUAGAUCUUCAAGUUAUAAUAUCGCACAAACUGCUGUUUAAUUUCCCUUUCCAAUGGAGACAUCUGUGUAUGAUUGCAAGAAGUGGUUGUAAUUUUGGUUUUUGCUUUGCUUUUCGCUUACUUCCAGAGGUAAGGUGGGGUGGCUAAUGUCAGCAUAAUUUUAACUAUUAACUGCAAUUAAACAGACACUUUGUGAGAUUCUGAAUUGUACUUUUGUCUGUAAUUUCCCCCAGUUAAAUUUGAUCACUAUUAUUUACUUUUAUUUUUUUUUAAAUUGAUGCUCCAUUAAUGCUCCUUUUCUGAAGCUUUCGGGUUGGCUUGCCACUUAAUUUUUUUGAUUUAAGUUCCGUGAGGACAAUCUGGUUACGUUUCUUAUGGCGAUAAUAAUGCCAGCGUUUUGUUUUUAGGGGAGAGUGGGAAUCUGAAAUUAAUCCUGUGGCCAGCAAAAAGCUCUACAGGAAAAAAAAUUCUAAAAUUCAACAUUCCAAAAUUCUUUUUAUUUGCUACAGGUGAUUGGUAUAUACAGACUCUUCAGAUGUGAAUAGUACUUGCCUGUUGAAUUGUGUUGUAUCUGAUAGGUAUGUUCAACAAGGAUGGCCAGCUUGUUUCUAUUACCAAUGUUUGUGAGUUUUUGUGAUUUGGAAGCUUGGAUAUGAAUUUUGAGUUUGUUUUGAUUGUUUACUCCCUCUAACUGAUGUUUAAGUCCUUAAAAUAUGAUUUGAUAUACAACCUAAAUAGUUGGCCAGCUUUCAGUGAGAUGCAAACUGUUUUCUGUUCUGUACACCCCAGUGACUGUUUAUGGCGGGGGAUCGUUACAUUGUAAGAAGAUUCAGCUAGAUGGAAAGGUGGACUGUACAUGUGAGUGAAUUGGACAUUUGCAUUAGAUGUGCUGACCAACUCUCACUCAGGGCUUUAUUCACCUUUGGAGACCGCUAGCGUUUAUGGGCGAUUCUUCUUUAUGGGUGCCUUGGGAAGCUCUGUGAGAAUGUUUAUAAAUUUGAUUUUCUGUAGUUUGUAUAUUUCCUACAGAAGUCAGGAGUGUGUUUUAUGAAUUAUCUUUUGUAAUAAACCAGUAUUUUGGUGAAAAAA